AUGGUAGGCUUAGUGGGAUAUGUAUUCUGCAUAGUGAUGUUUUCAGAACCGUCGUUGGAAAGGAUCGCGUUUUGGAUCCACUUCUCGUUUCUUCGUUCCCAAGCCAAGAUGUUAUUGACAAGCAUAUGUGUUGAUGCCGCUGAGCAGAAGCUCUACACGUAUCCCGGAAACUACCGUGUCUUCAAGGUGCUCAUCGCCGCCGAGUACAACGGCAUCCACAUCGAGCUGCCCAAGUUCGACAUGGCCAAGGACCUCAAGACCAAGUCGUUCAAGGCCAAGACCCCCGUGGGCAAGGUCCCGGUCCUCGAGACGAAGGAGGGCACGAUCUUUGAAAGCGGCGCCAUCGCCCGCUACAUCGCUCGUCUGCGCCCGGACACGGGUCUCUACGGCAAGACCUUCUUCGAGUCGGGCCAGGUGGACUCCUGGAUCGACUUCUCCGCCUACGAGCUCGAGGUUCCCCUUGAGGUGUGGGUGCACCCGAUCCUCGGUGUCGGCAAGUUCAACGCAGCCGCCCUCACUAAGGCCAAGGCCGACGUCAAGAAGGCUCUGCAGACCCUCGAGAACCACCUGCACCUGCGCACCUACCUCGUGGGCGAGCAGAUCACUCUUGCUGACAUUGUCGUUGCCUCCGCUCUCGUGUACCCAUUCAAGUUCGUGCUGGACAAGGAGUUCCGCAAGCCGUACACGGCUGUGAACCGUUGGUUCGCGACGCUGGUGAACCAGCCCGAGUUCCAGGCCGUGGUGGGCGACGUGCCUCUCAUUGACGUGGCUCUGACCGCCGAGGGCGACAACUCUGGCAAGAAGGCCAAGAAGGACGCCCCGAAGAAGGAGAAGGCCGCCCCGAAGGAGGAGGCCCCCAAGCCCAAGAAGGUGGAGCACCCGCUGGCCGUGCUGAACCGCGAGAAGCCGUCGUCGAUGAACCUGGACGCGUGGAAGGUGCAGUACUCGAACACCAAGGACCUGGCGGACGCCAUGAAGUGGUUCUGGGAGCACCUGGACACGGAGGGCUACUCGCUGUGGUUCUGCGACUACAACUACAACAAGGAGAACACCAAGAUGUUCAUGACGUGCAACGCCGUGGGCGGCUUCCUGCAGCGCUCGGAGGCCAUGCGCAAGUACGCGUUCGGUGUGAUGGACGUGUGCGGCGCCGAGGGCUCGGAGAUCAUCAUCACGGGCUGCUGGCUGUUCCGUGGCGACUCGGAGAAGCACAUGGUCGAGGCCAACCCGGACGCCGAGUACUACACGUGGACGAAGGCGGAGCUGAACGACGAGACGAAGGCUCGCAUUGCCGCCUACUGGUGCAACGAGGACGAGCUGGAGGGCAAGCCCAUCGCCGACUCGAAGGUGUUCAAGUAA
Phytophthora sojae is the source of this 1356-nucleotide messenger RNA. RefSeq lists its product as hypothetical. Gene Ontology annotation, molecular function: glutathione transferase activity; translation elongation factor activity. The transcript is spliced from 3 exons. The record is from RefSeq and is a predicted model, not a curated record. The coding region runs from base 1 to 1356 and encodes 451 amino acids. NCBI's taxonomy places the organism in Eukaryota, Oomycota, Peronosporomycetes, Peronosporales, Peronosporaceae. Gene Ontology annotation, biological process: translational elongation.